UCGAUGCUGCCGGUCACCCUUUCCUGCACCAUCCGACCAGCCCCCAACAUCUUUGCGUAAAGCACCUCCUCUCCGAUUUCUCUACCUCUCUCGCACUUUCCUUCUCUCCUCUCCAUGUUUGUCGUCGUUCUAGCAAUCACCGUCGCUGUCCACGUCUUGCCACCUCAAGUCGCAUGUAGCCCUCUCUCUGCACUUGCAAGUAAGCCCUUCAGAUCGCAGAAGACUUCCCCCAGUUCCACACUUCAACUCGAGUUCGUGUCUACUCCAACCUAGGUUUCUAACACAAACAGUCACAAAGGCCUGCACAUGAGUCUUCGCGUUAACAGCAACAACGUUGUUCGGCAAAGUUCAAAGUUCCAUGAACAAAUAUUUUCCACUCGCACCAAAUUCUUUCGUUCUUCUUCUUCCUCUCCUUAUGAUAAUCAUAGUAAUAAUUUCCCUAAACUCCCGCCUCUUCAAACCUUACUCAAAAGAGGCUUCUCCCCCACUCUCAAGUCCAUCAACCAAUUCCUUCUCUUUCUCUCACAAACUCACAGAUUCAACUCAAUCAUCCACUUCUUCUCUCAAAUGAGUUCGAACCAAAUCAAAGGCAACUCUCGCACCCACUCAAUCUUCGCAUGGGCCCUCCUCAAAUCUCACAAAUUCGAAGAAGUUGAGCAUUUCAUGGAGACCCAGGAGACCACAGCUUCUAAUUUCCCCACAAAUCGCAUGUGGGAUUCCAUGAUUCAAGACCUUUGCGAUAAAGAAAACGACCCAGAGAAAGCUCUGUUCGUCUUACGUUUUUGCUUGAGAUAUUGUGGUAUUCUGCCUUCUUCUUUCACUUUUUGUUCAUUGAUUCAUAUGUUUAGCUCUCAGGGAAACAUGGGUAAGGCAAUUGAGGUGCUGGAGUUGAUGACAGAUGAGAUAGUUUGUUACCCUUUCGGUAAUUUUGUUUGCAGUUCCGUUAUUUCUGGGUUUUGUAAGAUCGGAAAGCCGGAACUUGCGGUGGGGUUUUUUGAAAACUCCGUGAGUUCGGGAGCUUUACGGCCUAAUGUGGUGACUUACACGGCGAUUGCGGGUGCUCUUUGUAAGUUGGGUAGAGUGAAUGAAAUUCGUGAUUUGGUUUGCAGGAUGGAGAUGGAAGGAUUGGCAUUUGAUGCUGUUUUUUAUAGCAGUUGGGCUUGUGGGUAUAUAGCGGAAGGGGAUUUAAAGGAGGCGUUUAGAAAGAAUAAACAAAUGGUGGAAAGAGGAAUCGAGCCAGAUGUUAUGAGCUAUACUAUACUAAUAGAUGGCUUGUCCAAGCUUGGGGAUGUGGAAAAGGUAGUCGGUCUUUUGAAUAAGAUGAGUAAAGAUGGAAUAGAGCCCAAUUUGGUUACGUACACUUGCAUCAUUUUGGGAUUUUGCAAGAAAGGGAAAAUGAAGGAAGCGUUUGCUAUUUUCAAGUUGGUUGAAGUUUCGGGAAUUGAAGUUGAUGAAUUUAUGUUUGCAACUUUAAUUGAUGGCUUUUGCAGGAGUGGGGAUUUUGAUAAUGUCUUUCAUUUGCUCGAUGAAAUGGAGAAGAGGGGGAUUAAUCCAAGUAUCGUGACCUAUAAUACUGUGAUUAAUGGAUUGUGCAAGUUUGGGAGGACAUCUGAGGCUGAUGAGCUCUCAAAGGGCAUAGAUGGAGAUAUUAUUACUUACAGUACACUGUUACAUGGGUAUAUUGAGGAAGAGAAUACAGUGGGGACUCUGGAAACAAAGAGGAGAUUGGAAAAGGCUGGAGUCUGCAUGGAUGUUGUCAUGUGUAAUAUACUCAUCAAAGCACUAUUUAUGGUUGGGGCUUUUGAAGAUAUGUAUGUGAUCUACAAGGGAAUGCCAGAAAUGGGUUUGGCUGCAGAUUUUGUUACUUAUUGUACAAUGAUUGAUGGGUAUUGUAAAGUAGGAAGAAUCGAUGAGGCACUUGAGAUAUUUGAUGAUUUUCGGAGGACGUCUAUUUCUUCAGUUGCAUGCUACAAUUGUAUUAUUAAUGGGCUCUGCAAGAAGGGUAUGGUGGAUAUGGCCACUGAAGUGUUUAUUGAACUCAAUGAGAAAGAUUUAGCUUUGGAUGUGAAUACCUAUAUGAUGCUGAUCAAAGCAAUUUUUGAAGCAAAAAGUGCGGAUGGGGUUUUAAAAUUAGUUUGCAGGUUGGAGAAUCUGAGGCCAGAAAUAUAUUGUAUAAUGUGUAAUGAUGCUAUCUUGUACUUGUGCAAGAGAGGUUUUCAUGAGACUGCAAGUCAAGUGUACAUAGCAAUGAGAAACAAAGAAUCAACUGUGACAAGCAAGUCUUUCUAUUCAAUCUUAAAAGGGCUUUUUAGUGUUGGAAAAGUGUCAUUGAGUCAGCCUAUUUUGACUGCAUUUCUCAAAGAAUAUGGCUUAGCUGAGCAUAGGGUAAGCAGGAUACUAGCACACUACCUGUGUCUGAUGGAUGCCGACAGAGCGAUUCGGGUUCUUGACAGAAUCAAGGAUAAUAAUUCAGCUGUCACUUUCCCUGUUUCACUUUUUAAGGAACUUGUAAGGAGUGGUAGAGUUUUAGAUGCAUAUAAGCUUCUUGUGGAGGCUGAAGAGUAUCUACCCCUUAUGGAUGUGGUUGAUUAUUCAAUCAUAGUUGAUGGACUAUGCAAGGGAGGGCAUGUCAAUAAGGCCUUAGAUGUUUGUGCUUUUGUUAAAAAGAAAGGGAUUACCCUAAACAUCAUCUCUUAUAAUACAGUUAUAAAUGGGCUGUGCUGCCAGGGUCACCUUGUCGAAGCAUUUAGGUUAUUUGAUUCAUUGGAGAAAAAUGGUUUAGUUCCCUCUGAAAUAACAUAUGCUACAUUGAUUGAUGCAUUAUGCCGGGAGGGGUUUCUGCUAGAUGGCAAGCUGUUGUUUGAGAGAAUGGUUCUCAAGGAUUUUAAUCCAAAUACACGUGUUUACAACUCAUUGAUCAAUGGUUAUUGCAAGUUUGGUAGAAUGGAGGAAGCCUUUAGGCUUCUGUCUGAUAUGGAGAUUAAAUGCCUAAAGCCUGAUGAAUACACUGUUAGUGCUGUUAUCAGUGGCUAUAACCAAAAGGGUGACAUGGAAGGGGCCCUUGUGUUUUUCAUGGAGUUCAAGAAGAAAGGCAUAUCUCCUGAUUUCUUGGGUUUCUUGUAUUUGAUCCGAGGUCUAUGUGCCAAAGGAAGGAUGGAAGAGGCCAGGACGAUCUUGAGAGAAAUGCUUCAGUCCCAGUCUGCCGUGGAUCUUAUAAACAAAGUUGACACUGAGGUUGAAACAGAGUCGAUAGGAAGUUUUCUUCUUGUUUUAUGUGAGCAAGGAAGUAUCCAAGAAGCUGUUGCAGUUCUUGACCAAGUUGCUUCUGUGUUUUUCCCAGUCCGAAGAUGGUACAAGGCUUAUGGUAAAAAAUUAGAUGCACCAAGCAAUCUUUAUGAACAGGAAAGAGUUGAUACGGUUGCAUCAACUUCUGUAAGCUACCCUUCCAAAACUGAUUUGGGAUAUGGUCGUUCUAACGUAGAAGAAGUAAAGAAAGCGGUGGAAAGUUGUGAUAGGUUAGGGAAAAAAUCUCAAUUUCGUAACUUCGACUGUUACUAUUCGAUCUUAGCUUCACUCUGUUCAAGAGGGGAGCUGCAGAAGGCUGGUCAAUUAGCAAAAGAAAUGCUUUCUAAUUUGGAUACAUCCCUAUUAAUAAAACUGGAAAAGUAGUGUUUGUUUAAACGAACUCGGAGCUUCCUCUACCUUCUAUGCAAGACAGGAACAAUGUGUUACUGCCUGCAGCUGCAGAAGGAAAGGGUUUACAGAGGAUUGGGGAAAAGCUCGGAAUAAAGCAUACAACAAUCGGACAAAGUGCCAAAGAGUAGAGCAUAAAGCUCAGUACAGAAAUUGUAAAUCUUGAAUAGAGGCCCAAAAGCAAAGUUGGCCCAAGGACUACUAGUAAAUUAAGAGCAUUCUAUUUCUUGCAUAUUGCCAAGAAGGCAGCGAUCGUGUGUAACGGUAGCAAUCCAUGCAUGCAGUAGACGCGGGGGCGAAUGCAGGGUAGGGUGUUGGGUAAGCUUGAAUGACGUCCAGUUCUCUACAAGGCUCUUGAUUGUUGCAUUUCAAGUAUCAAUCUCUAUGAGGUACUGUUCGAGUACGCUUUGCAUCGUUUAGAUUUCUCCUUUCUUUUUAUCCCCGUGCUAUUAUCAAAGAUGGUAGAAAGCCAAGAGUAGUGGAAUGUUGGAUUCAUUCCGCCAAUUACAAUUAUAUAAGAUGGCUAUGGUGACUAAUUAUUACCUGUUCAUAGUCGAUUUGCUUGAUAAAGGGCAAUUUUGAAGUAAC
Messenger RNA from Juglans microcarpa x Juglans regia, 4281 nucleotides. Its product is annotated as pentatricopeptide repeat-containing protein At5g57250, mitochondrial. Gene Ontology annotation, molecular function: protein binding. The record is from RefSeq and is a predicted model, not a curated record. Bases 307 to 3669 code for a protein of 1120 amino acids. The transcript is spliced from 2 exons. NCBI's taxonomy places the organism in Eukaryota, Viridiplantae, Streptophyta, Magnoliopsida, Fagales, Juglandaceae.